AUGGCGGAGCAAGCAGCAUCUCAGCCUAGUGAUAGCACUACUGUGCCGGGAGCUGUUACAUCUGCUUCAUCGACCAUGUCGGGGGUCAUGGCUCCUGCUCCUUCCGUUGGGAUCUCUUCCAAUCGGGCACCAAAUUCCUUUAUCCCUACUCCUCUAAUCAUUCCGCACUCUGGUGUCCAGCCCAGUCCUCCUAUUGCUCCUGCACCUCUGAUGACUCCAUACUCUGGUGUCCAUAUGAUGCUGGGACAGGUUGGGCAAGGGCAUCCUCAGACAGUCACAGCCUUCCCUAGCAUUAACUCCUUGUUGUUGGCAUUACUGCCACUCUGA
This is a messenger RNA of Lentinula edodes (shiitake mushroom), 327 nucleotides long. RefSeq lists its product as uncharacterized. Lineage: Eukaryota; Fungi; Basidiomycota; Agaricomycetes; Agaricales; Omphalotaceae. The coding region runs from base 1 to 327 and encodes 108 amino acids. The transcript is spliced from 2 exons. The record is from RefSeq and is a predicted model, not a curated record.